CUUGGCUUUGGAUCUUUCCUAGGGAUUGUUGGCAUCCACCUGGUAGAGAACAGAAGACAGAUGUUAGUAGCCUCCAUCGUGUUUAUCAGCUUUGGUGUGGUAGCAGCGUUCUGUUGUGCAAUAGUUGAUGGAGUGUUUGCAGCACGGCACAUAGAACCCAGACCCUUGUAUAACAAAAGGUGCCAGUUUUAUUCAAGUGGAAUAGGAUUCCUGUAUGAUGCCUACCAGACAGAGGUGACAUGUUAUACGUUAAACAGCAAGUGCCAGCUGAAAGUGAAGAGUAACACUUGCUAUUGCUGUGACCUGUACAACUGUGAGAAUUCAGAGCAGUCCUCCAGCUACUAUGAGUUUCUCGGAGUGAGUGGCUGCCAGGAUGUGGUUCACCUGUAUAGGCUGCUGUGGUCCUCCACAGUCCUCAACAUCAUCGGGCUGUUUCUGGGAAUUAUUACAGCAGCCAUUCUGGGGGCAUUUAAAGACAUGGUACCUCUAUCCCAAAUUGCUUUCAGUGCUGCACCUCCUCCUCAGAUCCUGUACAAUCCUGCUCAGCAGAUCCUGACAUAUGCUGGGUUCUGUCCUUCUGCAGCGACUAUUUCUACAUAUCCAUCCUACCCAUUACCUCUUCAGCCUGCCAGCAAUUUUCCAGGAACAUCAUCUACUGACAUUUCUUUAUCAGAAGAAACUCAGCCUCCAUCUCAGUCCAGCUCCAGCUAUGGUCUUCCCCCCAAUGCUCCAGCCCUCUAUACACCGACUUACUUCUUGCCUGGAGAAAAGCCUCCACCAUAUGCACCGUAG
This is a messenger RNA of Apaloderma vittatum (bar-tailed trogon), 792 nucleotides long. It is a transcript of the gene TMEM255B, whose product is annotated as transmembrane protein 255B. The record is from RefSeq and is a predicted model, not a curated record. The annotation marks the transcript as partial. Lineage: Eukaryota; Metazoa; Chordata; Aves; Trogoniformes; Trogonidae. The transcript has 7 exons.